Molecule: messenger RNA, 1760 nt
Organism: Ctenocephalides felis (cat flea)
Lineage: Eukaryota; Metazoa; Arthropoda; Insecta; Siphonaptera; Pulicidae
Product: nicalin-1-like
Exons: 8
Coding region: 87-1760 (557 amino acids)
Biological process (GO): regulation of signal transduction
Cellular component (GO): endoplasmic reticulum membrane
Source: RefSeq, a predicted model, not a curated record
UACCAAUCGUUCUAGUCAGGUGGUUGUCAAAAUAAUCUUGAAGUGCUUCAAAUUAUAUUUAUACAUAUAUUUCACUCGAAAUUAAAAUGUUUGAAGACGCUGAAGGAUUUUCCGAGCUUUUUAAAGGCUAUUUACCUUAUUAUUUAUUAAUUGCUCUACCUAUUUUUAUAAUUAUUUCACCGACUCCAGUUUUAUCCUCACAUGAAUUUAGUGCCUACCGCAUGCAUCAAUACGAUUUACAUGGAAAUACUUACGGUUGUCGGAGUUCUGCUAUAAAUUUAGAAGCACGAUCUUUAGAGGGGUAUCGAACAUCAAGGCAUUGUGUUGUUGUCAGUUUGCAGGAUUUAACAGUUGAAAUUUUUCAUAAUUUGCAAAGCAAAGCUGGUGCAUUACUUAUUGUACUACCAGAAACUUUGAAUAAUUUAACAGUAGAAGAAAAACAGGUUCUUAUGUUAUUAGAAGGAUCUAUGCUUACACAAGAUGUUUCAAUUCCUGUAUAUUUUACUACAUGGUCUCAAGAUGUUGAUUCUAUACUCAAUGAUAUUAAUGAUGUAGGAAGCAUAGAUGAUAAAUCUAAACCAGCUCUUGAUUCAAUAAUAAAUUCUGUUGCUGCUAAUGGAUAUCAAAUAGUAGUAUCCGGGGGAUCCCAUGCACAAAAAUCUGAUAUUAAAGUUGUAACUUUGCAAGGAAAUUUAAAUGGCCAACCAGGAUCUGAUGGAAAACUGCCAACUAUUGCGAUUGUAGCUUAUUAUGAUAGUCUCGGGGUUGCACCUGAAAUGUCAAUGGGUGCUGAUUCAAAUGCUUCUGGUGCUAGUGUUUUAUUAGAAUUAGCUAGGAUAUUUUCCCAUUUAUAUUCAAAUGUUAAUACAGUUGGUCAUUAUAAUUUAGUAUUUUUAUUAACCGGUGGGGGUAAAUUAAAUUACAUGGGCAGCAAGAAAUGGCUUGAAGACCAAUUAGAUUCACUUGAUGGUUCUAUCAUUCAGGACGCCACUUAUAUAAUGUGUUUAGAUAAUGUAGCCUCAGGAAACUCUUUGUAUAUGCAUGUAUCGAAGCCACCUAAAGAGAACACACCAGUAAACAUCUUUUAUAAAGAACUCAAAUUAGCUGCUGGCAAAUAUCAGUCAAAUAAUCAGGUGACAAUUGAAGGUAUACAUAAGAAAAUAAAUCUUGCAGAUGAUAUAUUGGCUUGGGAACAUGAGCGAUAUAGUAUUCGCAGAUUACCUGCUUUUACUUUAUCAACAAUAAAGAAUUAUAAGGAUCAAAAACGAUCAACAAUAUUGGACCGUACAGACACUAUAUCUAUAGAAAAGUUAGCUUUACAUACUCAAAUAAUUGCUGAUGCGUUAGCAAGUCAGAUAUAUAAUAUUUCUUCAAGUCAAAUUUUUAGCAAUUCACUGAAGGUUGAAAAGGACUCUUUGAAAUCUUGGAUGGAAUACAUUGGAAAGCAACCAAGAUCUGCCCAGUUGCUUUGUGAUAAAAAUAAUGCUCUUGUUUCAGCUUUAAAAGAAGGAAUGAGUAAAUACUUGAAAGAUGUUAAAGCUACAGUAUUAACACCAGAUAAAAGGGAUCCAGAAUUCAUGUUGUAUGAAGGCUCUAAAGCAAUAUUAAAUAUCUAUCGGGUUAAACCAGCUAUAUUCGAUUUGGUUCUUACUAUUGCUAUUAUUGCAUAUUUAGGAAUUAUUUAUUUGUUCAUACAAAACUUUUCUAUAUUAUAUAAUUUUGUUUGUAAAUUAACAGAGUCCAAAGCAAAAAUUAAUUGA